Rotaria sordida is the source of this 444-nucleotide messenger RNA. The record is from the annotation of a GenBank genome assembly. NCBI's taxonomy places the organism in Eukaryota, Metazoa, Rotifera, Eurotatoria, Philodinida, Philodinidae.
AUGACUGUACAACUCAAAUAUCUUCGUGUUGAACAAUUCGAAUGGCUCUUACAUGUUGUUCAAUACGCAUCUAAUGAAUUAAGAACGAAUGCAUUAAAUAGUGUUCGAUAUGCUGAAUUUUGUCUUCCGAGCUGCCACUAUGGUUUCAACAAAGCAAAUCAUAUUGGCAAAUGUCUUGUGCCUUUUCUUAGCACAUAUAUGCCUCAUUUACAAACUUUACGCCUUUGGCGGCCAGAUGAUUUUCCUUGGACAUCUAUUCAACAUGUAGUCGUCUUUGAACAAGAUCUUUAUCAGUUGGUCAAAAAAUUAAAAGAAUUUAUCUUUCUCGAUAUUUACGGCGAAAUUCAUUAUGAAAAAGUUGAACCUUAUCGUUUAAUGGUUCAAGCUUCCUUUCCUAAUAGUCGAAUAGAUAUUGGAAUAUCAAGAUUUCGUCUUUGGCUUUAA